Messenger RNA from Peromyscus leucopus (white-footed mouse), 1413 nucleotides. Its product is annotated as disks large homolog 3-like. Gene Ontology annotation, cellular component: neuromuscular junction; postsynaptic density membrane; neuron projection. The transcript has a single exon. Gene Ontology annotation, biological process: chemical synaptic transmission. The record is from RefSeq and is a predicted model, not a curated record. Lineage: Eukaryota; Metazoa; Chordata; Mammalia; Rodentia; Cricetidae. The coding region runs from base 177 to 1277 and encodes 366 amino acids. Gene Ontology annotation, molecular function: protein binding.
CUCCUCCAUCCCCUCCCCCUGCCCUCCUCCCGCGCGCCCCGCUUUGUGUCCGUGGUCUCCCGCGCGGGACAGAGGGACCGGCCGGAGCCGGCGCUUUCUCGACACUAGACCUGAACUCCGACUGGGCGCCAGAGUACAGUCGCUUUGAAUCCAAGAUACAUGACUUGCGAGAACAAAUGAUGAACAGCAGCAUGAGUUCUGGGUCUGGGUCUCUCCGAACCAGCGAGAAGAGGUCCUUGUAUGUCAGGGCCCUGUUUGAUUAUGAUCGGACUCGGGACAGCUGCCUGCCAAGUCAAGGACUCAGUUUCUCUUAUGGUGACAUUCUGCACGUCAUUAAUGCCUCUGAUGAUGAGUGGUGGCAAGCCAGGCUGGUGACUCCCCAUGGAGAAAGUGAGCAGAUUGGUGUGAUCCCUAGUAAAAAGAGGGUUGAAAAGAAAGAGCGAGCUCGAUUGAAAACUGUGAAGUUCCAUGCCAGGACAGGGAUGAUUGAGUCUAACCGGUCGGUCAAAACGAAACGUAAAAAGAGUUUUCGCCUCUCUCGAAAGUUUCCAUUUUACAAGAGCAAAGAAAACAUGGCCCAGGAGAACAGCAUACAGGAACAGGGAGUGACCUCCAACACCAGUGACAGCGAGAGCAGUUCCAAAGGACAAGAGGAUGCUAUCUUGUCAUAUGAGCCAGUGACACGGCAAGAAAUUCACUAUGCCAGGCCCGUGAUCAUCUUGGGCCCAAUGAAGGACCGAGUCAAUGAUGACCUGAUCUCUGAGUUUCCACAUAAAUUUGGAUCCUGUGUACAACACACCACCCGGCCUCGGCGUGACAAUGAAGUCGACGGGCAGGAUUACCACUUCGUGGUUUCCCGGGACCAGAUGGAGAAGGACAUCCAGGACAACAAGUUCAUCGAGGCGGGCCAGUUCAACGAUAACCUCUACGGGACCAGCAUCCAGUCAGUGCGGGCAGUUGCAGAGAGGGGCAAGCACUGCAUCUUAGACGUGUCCGGCAACGCUAUAAAGAGACUGCAGCAAGCACAACUUUACCCCAUUGCCGUCUUCAUCAAGCCCAAGUCCAUUGAAGCACUUAUGGAAAUGAACCGACGGCAGACAUAUGAACAGGCAAAUAAGAUCUUUGACAAAGCCAUGAAACUGGAGCAAGAGUUUGGAGAGUACUUUACAGCCAUUGUACAGGGUGACUCACUGGAAGAGAUUUAUAACAAGAUCAAACAAAUCAUCGAGGACCAGUCUGGGCACUACAUUUGGGUCCCAUCCCCUGAAAAACUCUGAAGAAUCCCCUCCAACCAUUCUCUUGUGAACAGAAGAAACCAAGUCCCUCUUCCCUCCUUCCUCCUCCUUCCUGUCCCCAUGGGGACACCAAAUGACUACUGUUCUUGUCCCCCUUUUUAGAUAUGUCAAAAAUUGA